This is a messenger RNA of Lobosporangium transversale, 6558 nucleotides long. RefSeq lists its product as hypothetical. The record is from RefSeq and is a predicted model, not a curated record. NCBI's taxonomy places the organism in Eukaryota, Fungi, Mortierellomycota, Mortierellomycetes, Mortierellales, Mortierellaceae. Bases 142 to 6519 code for a protein of 2125 amino acids. The transcript has 5 exons.
UGGCAACACUUAUGGACUUUCUUCUUUCUUUCUUCUCUCACUUCCUUCUGCUCAGGACGUAGAAGGAGAAUCAUCUGAAUCCUUUAUUCAUUCAUUCACUCAUUCAGCUAAUUCUUUUUCUCCGUGAAUCCACCUUCAUCAAUGGUUGCUGCCAAAGACGUGCCACAGGCACCUGCUUUGCCUGCUUCAGAACAUGAAUUGAUGCAGACUAUCCACACUGUAGGCUACCGCCAUCGCAAUACCUAUAUCCAGAAUCUCAUCAAAACCCAUAAAGAAGCACUCCUCUCUCUCCUACCUGAACUCCUCAAGACUGUUCCCACCAUUCUCUCUAUUCCUAUCCAGCGGCCUCCGCAGGAUGAAACCACCUUGUAUGCUGACGGUGGAAAUCCAUCUCCUGAAGCCGACGAUGUCUCUCUGCAGUUUCCACAGACCAAUGCAUCAUCUCGCUACGUACAACGUCAGGUUGGUCAAAUCAUUGCCAUGACCUUAGCUCAGAAGGGUUGCAAGGAAGCAAUUGCCUUCUUGCUGGCUGAUUUGAACCAUCCAUACCAAGUGGGCAAAAAGCGAUUGAUCCAGUGCAUUGCCACUUUUGCUUCGGACGUCGAAAUCCUUGCUGCUACGACCGAUACUGCACCUGCUGUUCGCGAUGCCCUUGUAGCAUCUUUGGUCAAGCAGAAGCGCAAGGGCCUUGCCAAUGACAUCUUGAGAAAGCCACGCGCGGCGAAUAAGGCUGAUAAGAAAGAGCCCAUCACGACUCGAUUCAAACAAGCACUUGCAAAGGCAACAGAAUAUGAGCGUGAGAAAGUGUGGAAAGCAUAUAGCAAGAUCAUUGAUGUUGCCAACCAAAAUGUAAAAGGCGCUUGUGAUCCCGGCGAGUCAAUCAAAGACAUUAUCUUGACCCUCCAAGAGACCUAUCCGCCAUUGUUCCCUUGGGAUGAAGCCAAGCCCGAGGUCAGGACUCCUAUGCUAGCUCCAUUAAUCAAAGAAUACAUCCUUCUCUUUGUUCAAUACGAUGCCGAGAGAACAUUCCGUAUCCUUCAACAGACAUCGUAUCAAGCUCGUGGUUCCAAUCUGGUGUACUCUGCCCAUAUCCCCAGCGAACUUUAUGAAACCAGAAAGGCGCAGAACCAUUGGAGCCAUCAUCCUCGUCACGAGGCAAUGUUAGAAAAGUACGUUCUUGAUCUGAUCAAUGUUGGUCAAGGAGAACUCCUCAAGAAGGACCAAAUCCCUCAGCUGUUCAGUUGCCUCCGCGGCCCUGCUGUCACUCGGCUGGUACGCGCUGCCUUGAAAGUACUUGAACAAGAUGAGUUCAAGAUUCGCUCUAAAACACAAGGCAACCAACGGGUGAGGCGUCUGAAUAAUGUGCUCAAGUUCGUGGUGAAAGGUGUAGACAACCUGGUGCAUCGUGUCGUCAACUGCUCUGUACACAAGGAUCGUGUUGAUUCAACUCAGAAGUUCCACCAGACAUUACGAGAGCUCAUCCCAGAGCUUUUCUCUCCUGCCUUGGAAGCUCUCCGUAUCCAAGAUGUGGAUGAUGAUGCGGUCAAUGUUCGUCUUUGCAGGAAGAUAUUCAAUCCAUUGUUUCGACAGUCCUCCAACUACUGGGAAGCUCACAAACUGUCACAUAUAAAGCGCUUCCCUCCACUGGCUGAAACUAUCUUCGAUCAGCUCCAGCCAAUGUUCAAAACCAAGACACGCAAGGAUAGUGCUGUAAUCUCCAUAGUUGAAGAUCUCUUGGCUGUCCUUGCACCUUCAGAUAAAAGCGUCUAUGCUCUAUCUGAUGACGCCUUUGUGCAACCCUUUAGUUCUGUUCCCUCUUGGGACAACUCUGCUGUGUUCCAGACUUGUGUCGCUAACUGCCUGAAUAGGACAGGAAAAGCAAUGAUUCAGCUGGACUCUACAUGGAUCGAGCACUUUAGCAAGCUGGGCCCAAGCUUGACACAAGCUCAGCGCGAUGAGGUAGUCCAAUGGAUCAUUGCACUACCCAGUUUUAAGCCUUUGAUCGAGAAGGACCAAGGCGUAUCUGUAUACCCGAUGUUGGAGGCUCUCUGCACCAAUGCUGAACUCCGUCAACAGAUCGUCCGUCCACUUGUGUUCUAUGACAGGAGAGAGAAAGUAGUGGAUUUGGGUGACAACCUAUCCAACUGGGCAUCUUUUGUCGAUAUCCAAGUCCCAGAAGUACGGGCCCAGCUUGUCAAGGAAACGACCAAGCCGUCUUUUGAGGAUCGUCUUAAAUGGCUUACUGCUAUUAUGAAAGCAACUCGUAUGACAAAAGAUGUGAACCAAUGGCUCAUAACACUGAAAUGGCUGAUUCCCAAGAUCCGCAAUGAAAUUCAGCCCAACCUCAUGGCUUUUGCGCCAAGUCUGUUCCUACGCGACCAUAUUAUCCCGAGGCAAUACCUAGAUGACGCAGAUCUGCAGCAAGCUAAUGAGCUAUCCGCAUUGUACCUCGCCAUGGACGCACAGAAUUCGGCUGCUAUCACACCAGUUUCACAGAUUACAAGGUUUUUGGACUCUAUUGGCGAUGCCGCUCUUUCGCGCUUCGCAAACAAUGACUCUCACCCAUUCUUCCAAAUGGGAACAGAGAUCCGCUGGCGACGAGUGGUUAAUGUCCAUGGCGAUGUAAAUGCUUUUAAGUACUUUGACCUGUCCUUUAGCAACCCUACUUACGGCCAGGAUGUCCAUGAACGCAAUGAGCAACAUGAGAUUGCUAGACGAAAGGCAAUUGCCAAAGAAAAUGAGACAUACAAAACUGAGGGUGGUGCAUGGGGUCUACACCUUAUCGAAGAAGGACAGGAGGAGACAUAUGUGCAGGCCAAGAUCAAUGCUUACCAUAGCCGCUGGCUCACUGUGAAGGCACUAAUGGCCCCAGAUAUUACAAGUGACUCUGUUGAAGCGUUCAAGUCGUCCCAAAAGAUCUUCUGGCAAAACAUUUGCUAUAGCCUUCAUGAUGAUCUAGGAUGGCGAUGGAAGAAUUCACCGACGCUUGUGGAGUAUCUGCAUGAGACCUUGGAUGUCCUAGCAAGUGCUCCGACUUUAGUAUUCGGAAAGGAUACUGUCCUAAACUGGAAAGACGACGAGUUCCUAUCAAGUUCAUCGAACUAUAUCCAGCAUGUACGUGAGAUCUAUACACAGGAAGAGUGGGUUCAAAAGAAUCUUGGCAAUCUGUCAUGGUACACACUGUACCGCGAUCUUCGAUUAGGAUCAACUGCAUAUGAAGGGGAAGUAAAGGCACGUGUGAAUGAGUGUGUGUUCCCAGGCGGCAAGCGUGACCAUAAUCGAUACGAGCAACUCAUGGUCGGACUCUUGAACAAAUCUCCAUCAGCUAUUCACCUCCCUGCUGUCCUAGAUUAUGUUUGCGCACAGCGGCCGGAUCUUUUGACAAAUGACCAUCUGUCGAUGACCAAGAGUAUUCCUGGACUAUUCAAUCAAAUAGAGACCCCAGAUCCAUGGGACCUUUUAUUUGUGAAGAUCCCCUUUGAGCUAAACCCACAGCAAAGUGAGAUGCUCAAGGCCAGACACUUGUCAGGAAUGACCAACAGCUCGGCUCCAUUCCAAUCCCGUGUUCAGCAUGCUAAGGCCUUUAUGAGUAUGCCGACAACAACAGUGGAAGAUGUUGCCAAUGCUCUGAACACUCCAUCUUUACCAUCACGCAUUGUCGAGGCAUUGCUGAUGUUCCUUCCGACCCUGGGAGAACCCGCAAGCACACUUCAGCUCCUCAUGGCUCCAGUCUACCUUCAAUCUCAUGUCGCUCGUACAUCCAUUCAUGCAGUUGAGAAUGCGCUCAAGUGUGUCCCUGUUCAGCAAAUCCCUGACUUUAUCAUACCGCUUUUCCCAUCCUCUGGACAGCGCCAACAAAAGGUCACUGUUCAGAAGGAAGGCAUUCGUUUGGUACUGUCGAGUAUGUCUCUGCUGGUGGAUCCAAAAGUCAGCUCGCUGAUUGAGGAUCUGUUAGCACGUCGGGACCUCCAUCAAGAUGUCAGAGUGGUUACCUUGCAAUCACUGAUUCGCUUACUUACCGGAUCAGAAGGCAGAGAGGAGCGCUAUAAAGCCACCACAGAGUGGAUCUGGACUACUUUAUCUACUGUCGCUCAGUCUACCUAUCAUAAAAAAUCAGGGGUUGCAUUGGUCCUUCUUGCAGUGUCCCCUUCAUACAAACACAGUGGAUCAGUGCCUACUGUGUACUCUGGCAAUGUAACCCGCACUCCUCAUUAUAACGCAACAUUAACAGCUCUAUCCAAAGACAUUGUCCCUGAACGUAUUAUCGACCGUUAUGUCAGUGAUGUCCUUAUCCCUAUGGCUGCUGUUCCUGAAGGUGACAGUGCGAGGGACAAAGAUCUAAUUGAAGUCAGAGUCCUGACGUUGCAAAUGCUUGCUCAGGAGAGUGGGUGGAUAACCUUCAAGUAUGCUUUACACUUUGCUAAAGAAUGGCGACAGGAAGCGGCUAAGAUGUCCCUAGAUGAUGACCCAUAUUCACUUUGGAAGCUGUUUGGUCUUGGUAUCGCUCGCUGCAUUGGUGUGGAAAUUGCAGGUAAAAUAGCGAACGCUCAGGUCGGUGAUGAUAGCAGCAAGGCCAAUAUCAAAAAUGACAACAGUAACACAUGCUGGGAAGAGCUCAUUGGUUAUAUACAGGAUCAAGUGGACGUAUUCCUAGACAAGAGCCGACGACGUGGCUUCCGCAAGCUAGCGCUUGAUCGAAUUGAAAGCCUUCAAUUGGCCAACAACUUUACACUUUAUAAUUUUGACGCUGCUGAGAAGGCUGGUACCUUCAUCGGCAAUGAAAUGGAUCCAGUUCGCCCCCUUCUCUCUCAAGGAAUGGAAUCGGUUUUAUGGGUGACAAUCUUAGGAAGAGAGAUUGCACUGUUUAACCCUCAGGAAAAUAUGACGCAAGCACAGAUUAACCAAGAGGUCCUUCGAUUGCUUAUACGUAUUGCUGACUUGAGCAAUAAGUUCCUAUCUACAGACGAUGGAGCCACUGUCAUUUCGUGGGUUAUAUAUUCGCUUCUUCACAAGGGAUGGAACAACGCAGAGCUCAAGAGAACUCUUGGUAAGGCUCUCAUGGAGCCUAGCGAAGAAUUGGCCGACUGGGUUCAUGGAGACCUUGUCGCCUUGCAUAUUCUGACGAAUGCCAUUGGGGUCUUUCCGCUGAAGGAGAUUACUGCAUUUAUGGAUCGACUGGCGACUGCAGAGAAUACCAGCUUCUAUUCAAUGAAACGAGAUAUGAUCUCAACUAUCCUCCUAGGUGAGCUAGCUCUUGUGCGUGAAGCAAAUAAUGGCCAGUUGACGAUGGAGCAAAUCACAUCUAUGCAAGAAGCGUUUUCAACAUUGGUUCAGCGAGCGCAAACAGCAGGAAAGAACGGGCCAGACACUGCUAUUGUCCACCGUAUGCUGUUAGCUGAUACUUCUUUGAUGUGUGCCGCUUUCCCCAAAGAAGUCGGCCCAAUGCUUCAUGAGCUCCUUGUAAUCGAUAUCGAAAGAGGCACAAUCCCUGUUAGUAUAUCUACACGCAAGCCUCUUGAUGAACUUGUUGAAUUUGGACCUCAAGCCAUUGCCUUAGGGAAUACUACAGGCAUGGGAAGUGGAUCUGAGGCGUUCAGUAGCGGCUAUGGCAUUUCACCAGCAAGCGUCUUAAUCCUCGAAGCCUUCCUGAAUGGCAGCCUGGAUGCUCUGGAUCUGACUCCAUUCAUGCAGCCACAAGACCUCCCUUUGAAUAUCGCUCGUGGCCAAUGGUUUCCAUUCCGAGGCAAUUCGGAUUUGGCAAUGGAGGUAGAGCACCUCAACAAUAACCCGAAGACACUUAAGGAGCUGGAUGCUUACUGGGAAAAAACUGUAGGCAGCUCUGAAUACUUGAAGAAGCUGGACCAAGCUGUCCAAGCCAAUGCACAGAAGAGUGUAUCGCCGGCUCUUCUUGAAGGUUACCGUGCAAGUGCGGUUGAGACUCUUGCUGGGAAGGCCAAGUUUGUGCUGAUGCGUCCGUUUGUGUGUCUCGAGUUUAUGCGACUGGCACUGACAGCACCAGGAGCUACAUUAACGGCUGAGAAAGCAGCAACACAGUUAGCGGCGGCCUUCAAUGUAGCUCGAGAGCCAGGUGCGGAUGAUUUCACCUAUAUCUGGGCUCCGCCUCUGUCUCUGGCUCUGGACAUGGCCGAAUAUUUAUUGCAUGAGGUCCGUGAAGAGGCUCGGAUUGAAGGUCAGCGUGAGGCUCAGAUGAUUGAGAAAAUGACAGCUUUGUUCUUGAAGAAAUGGAUGGGUCAGGUGGUGCUAAGGUUUGCAGGCAAGGUUUUGGCAGAGGCCGAAGAUGUCAAGGCCCUAGAGGCGCGGUAUAUAGCGUUGGCUGACGAGUUGUGUGAAGCAGGCUCCGGUGGUCAGAGUAUCGCAUUGACUUUAGGAGACUUUAUUCCUGGAGGAGCAGAUCCACUUACGAAGAAACUAACUAGAAACCAGAAAGUAGGUGGUGACGACGAAGAUAUGGUGGACACUGAAGGAACGAUGGCUGAACUAUCAAAUUUAAAUACUUGAAUGACAUGAGCAAAAGCAACAAAUAAACCUACAGUGUAU